GGGCAGGCGACGAAAGGGAACAUGGAAGAGAAAGUUAGCCUUUUAGUUUCUGAGGGACUUGUUCUUUAUUUCGUUUCUCCCCGUCUUCUUCAUAGUUUCCAGAAUAGUAGAAGGCCCCCGCACCUGCACCUCCAGAUCCACAUUCCCCUGCCUUGGUUUUGUGGCUGGGGCACACGUUGUGCACAUCCCUUAGGUUGCUGGCUGCUCCCCGCGAGCCUGCCUUAGGGAAUGGGUGGAGGCUGGUAGGCUCUAGACCGCAGGUGCCCAGGAUUCAGUGUGGGAAGCUUCUCCAGUUGAACAGUCGCUGAAAGGGAUUUCGUACAUGGAAAGAGACCGUGCCUCUGCUGCUGACUCAGUGAGUCUGUGUUAUGCUCCCAAAUUUAUUACUUUUAGAGGUAUAUCUUGCCACUGCCUACAUGGACAUUUGAAAGUGCCUGCAUCAAACACUUGCAAGCAUGGAGACCUCUUCCAUGCUUUCCUCAUUGAAUGAUGAGCGUAAGUCUGACAACUACAUUGAGCCUCACUACAAGGAAUGGUAUCGGGUAGCUGUGGACACUCUGAUAGAACAUGGAUUAGAGGCAUACCAAGAAUUUCUUGCCAAAGAACGAGUUUCAGACUUUCUAGCUGAGGAAGAAAUUAAUUAUAUUCUGAAAAAUGUCCAGAAGGCUGCCCAGAGUACAGCACAUGGAACUGAUAUUUCUUGCGAUGAAAACUCAUCUUCGGGAACCUACUGGCCCAUUGAGUCAGAUGUGGAAGCUCCCAAUCUUGAUCUGGGCUGGCCUUACGUGAUGCCUGGACUCCUAGGGAGUACCCACAUAGACCUCCUCUUCCAUCCCCCGAGAGCACAGCUGCUUACAAUAAAGGAAACCAUUAGGAAGAUGAUCAAGGAAGCAAGAAAGGUCAUUGCCUUAGUGAUGGAUGUAUUUACAGAUGUGGACAUUUUCAAAGAAAUAGUGGAGGCAUCAACUCGAGGGAUAUCUGUGUAUAUUUUGCUCGAUGAGUUCAAUUUUAAUCACUUUCUCAACAUGACUGAAAAACAAGGUUGUCAAAUUCAGCGUCUCAGGAACAUUCGAAUGCGGACAGUGAAAGGCCAAGAUUAUCUUUCAAAAACGGGAGCAAAAUUCCAUGGAAAAAUGGAACAGAAAUUUUUGUUAGUUGACUGCCAGAAAGUCAUGUACGGUUCUUACAGCUAUAUGUGGUCAUUUGAGAAAGCUCACCUCAGCAUGGUUCAAAUAAUCACAGGCCAACUUGUUGAGUCCUUCGAUGAAGAAUUUAGAACUCUCUAUGCCAGGUCCUGUGUCCCCAGUCCAUUUGCUCAGGAAGAGUUGGCAAGGGCAAAGCAAGGCAAAGCACUGUGGGAGAAUGGCACAUACCAGCGCUCAGUUUCCUCCUUAGCUUCCAUUUCCAGCCAAAGAAACCUUUUUAGUAGACAAGACAAAAUUCAUAUCCUAGAUUCUAGUUACUUCAAAGGCAGAGGGAUAUAUCCCCUCAACGAGCAUGACAAAUACAGCAUAAGAAAUCAUGGAUACAAACCUCAUUUUGUUCCGAACUUUAAUGGUCCAAAUACAGUGCGUCAGUUUCAACCCAGUCAGAAAAAUGAAAACUGGAAAAGGCAUAGUUAUGCUGGGGAACAGCCAGAAACAGUACCAUACCUGCUGCUUAACAGGGCUCUGAAUCGAACCAACAACCCUCCUGGUAGUUGGAAAAGGCCUUCAGAUAGUGUCAGUGUGACGUCCUCAUCACGAGGGGGCUACACAGGGCUUCUCAGCACACCUGCCCAGAGUUUUGCUGACCAGCUUGCCCAGAGAAAAACAACAAAUCUCCCCGAAAGGAAUUCAAACGUGCGCAGGUCUUUUAAUGGGACAGACAAUCACAUUCGCUUUUUGCAGCAACGAAUGCCAACCCUUGAGCACACUACAAAGUCAUUCCUACGCAACUGGAGGAUUGAGUCCUACUUAAACGAUAACUCAGAAGCUGCACUGGAUUCGAACGGUUCAGCCUUAGGGGAUCGAUUUGAAGGCUAUGAGAGUCCUGAGAAUCUGAAAGCCAGUGCCCUGUAUACACAUUCUCGCCUUCGUUCCUCUUUUGUAUUUAAACCAACUUUACCUGAGCAGCAAGAAGUCAACAGUUGUACAACUGACUCCUCAAAUUCAACUAUCACUGGUUCCCAGGGAAGUGACACAUCUAAAAAGGUCCCAAAUACCCCUACAGAUGCACAGCAUUUGACACAAAAACCUCUGCCCGAAUCAAGCCCCAAGAUUAUGAUACAGUCAGAGACACCAAAAACACACACCUUGCAGGUUCCCGAACACCAGUCAGCAGUUUUACACCAAACUGCAAGGAGCCAUACAGAAGCAAGCAACUAUUCGCAUGCAGUGUUGGGUAUAAAUAAGCAGACAGAAAAGCUCAAGAAUCAACAUGAGAAUCUGCUUAAAAGACGAAGUUUUCCAUCCUUUGACCACUCAAAAUCCAACUUAGAUCAUGGGAAUAGUAAGAAUUAUGUAUAUAGUACACUUACAAGGAAUCAAGUUAGACAACCAGAAAAACCCAAAGAGGAUUUGCUGAAAAGUUCUAAAAGUAUGCACAAUGUGACCCAAAACAUAGAGGAGGAGGAGGAGAAUAUGAUCCAGAGGGUCCCUCCAGGUGGCACUGCCACCAAGUCCAUUUCCAUUGCUGCCUUACUUGAUGUGAAUAAAGAGGAACCCAACAAAGAACUCACUUCAAAAAGAGAUGCGAAGGGGUCUCCAAGUUUUUUGAAAAAGGGAUCUCAGAAGUUAAGAUCCUUCCUUAGCCUUACUCCAGAAAAGAAAGAAAAUCUACCCAAAAAUAAAUCAUCUGCAUUCUAUAGAAUUUGUAGUAGCUCUGACACAUUAGUUUCUGAGGGGGAAGAGAAUCAAAAACCAAAGAAGUCAGAAACCAAAGUCGAUUCGUCUCCUAGAAGAAAGCGUUCUUCUUCAUCAAACUCCCAAGGUAGUCUCCACAAGAGUAAGGAAGAUAUAACAACAGUUAGCCCAUCUCAGGGUGCCAAUUCUUCAUCAGAGGAAAAUAAUAAAAUAAUUCCUUCUCCAAGGCCAGCUGAAAGAAAGUUCUUCGAGAAGGGAGGAGACGCCUCCACCCCAAGAUUUAACACUGAGCAGAUUCAAUACCGAGAUUCAAAGGAGACUCAUAGAGUCAUUGCUCUUGAAAGAAGACCAGCCUCUCCUCCAAAGCCAAAGCCUAGUGAGCUGCUAAGAUCUCAUUCAACAAACCAGCGUGUUUACAGUCGUUUUGAGCCAUUUUGUAAGAUUGAGAGCUCUACUCAGCCAACAAGCCACAUUCCAAAUACCAGCGUAAACCACCCAGAAAGGAAAUCCUCAUCUAUGAGCAACAGUUAUGGCAGGUGCAGCCCAAUGCUUAAUUAUAAUGCUGGUGUUUAUCAAACAUAUCAACCCAAUGAAAACAAGUUUCGAGGAUUUAUGCAAAAGUUUGGGAAUUUCAUACACAAAAACAAAUAAAAUGGUAUAAUCUCAAAUAGCUAUGAAAAUGUAAAUUGAAUGUGGGUAUUAAUAUUUGCCCAAGGGAUGCUGCAGACAAUUUUUGUACCAUGCCAAUAGAUUUCUUAGGUACAGAAUUGUGGUAUGAUGUAUAUGUUCUACAGUGCAGUAGUGUACAGUAAAGUUAUUGUUUUUUGUGACAAAAUUAGUUAUGCUUAAUUACUUUUGUAAACACUUUUUUAAACAGUAAUAGUAAAAAAUAGAUGUGAUUAAAUUUACUGAGACUAAAGUGUUUAGAAACUUUAGUGAAGAUAUGGUAUAUGAAUUUUAACCAUUCAUUCCAAAGUCUUUUCUCUUAAAAAAAAGUAUCAUAUUACUAAAGUGAUGCUUUAUAAUACGCCUUUGUGGUGUUUUCAUUAUCUUCAAAAAUAGAAAAUGAGACAAAGGUUUUAAAAUUUUUAACUCAUUUAAAAUUCUACAAGAUAGCUUGUUAUAUUUUAUUAAUUUUUUCUAUGCAGCAUUGUAUAACUGUUUGGGCAAAAAGAGCAUUAUUUAAACUAUGUAGCUCAGCACAUUUUUUACUUUGCCUGAACUUUUUGCAAAGUAUCAUCUUCAUGUGAUACAAAUCACAUGCAUAGAACUCUUUUUGAACCCUUUGAAAAUCUUCUCAGGCAUGAUGCUUUCCAAUCUGGACCCAGGGACUCUGAACCCCACUCCCCCCAAGCUGCCCAUCUUUUGUAGUCAUUUCCUACUUCAAAUUUAUAGAAAGCAGGAAUUUGGAACAUUGUGGGUUAUUUCUAUCCUUUUUUUUCCUAAUAUAUUGAAACCUUCAGAGAUGUAAGCUUCUGUCUAAAUUUUUAUUGUAAAUUAACAUCAAAUGCUGUGAUGUUUUGUUUGCAAAAUGCUUUGCUCUUUUUCAGUUUGAGCAAAAUAUUGUAUGAAAGCAUCAUGUUUUCAUAGGGGUACCAUGAUAAAAAUGAGAAGAGGCCCCAUGUUUCCAUGCCUACAAAACCUGGUUGUUUUUCAGUCUUUCUAUAUCUUAAUUUGAUGAUGACAUUCAAAGUAUAAAAGACCUUUUGCCUAAUUUAGAGUAAUGAAAUAAAAAAUUUUCUAUAUACAUUA
This is a messenger RNA of Heterocephalus glaber (naked mole-rat), 4595 nucleotides long. Lineage: Eukaryota; Metazoa; Chordata; Mammalia; Rodentia; Bathyergidae. The record is from RefSeq and is a predicted model, not a curated record.